AUGCUGGAAAUAAUACAAAAAUCGUAUUUACUUCAACAUUGGGAAUUUCUUGUUCUCUUCAUGACAAUUGGAUACUUUGUUGUGCGACUCACGAGGAAGGAAAAGAAAAAUUCAAAUAAGCGAAGUAAUGAUGACGAAAUGAUUGCAAGAGAUUAUAGAAUUGAGGAUGAUCAUGGUGAGAAUGAAGCAGAUAUAACGCCAGCACUUGAAGAGAUUAAAAUGAUUCCGUACAGAGGUGUGCAAGUGAAAUUAGCUGGUGGUGCUGAUGAGUUCUAUAACUUAAUGAAUGACCGUAGAAGUGUCAGGAAGUUUAGUAACAAAGCUGUGGAUAUGGAAGUUAUUAAAAAAUGUAUUCAUGCUGCUGGAACAUCUCCGAGUGGUGCUCAUACAGAACCUUGGACAUUUUGUGUAGUCAAAAGUGACGAGAUGAAGGCUCAAAUUCGUGAGAUUGUCGAGUCCGAAGAAUAUACAAAUUACACUCAACGUAUGAGCAAACAAUGGACAACAGAUUUAGAGCCUUUGCGCACGACAUACAUAAAAGAGUAUUUAACUGAAGCACCGUACAUAAUUGUAGUGUUUAAGCAAGUUUAUGGAACUCGUUCGGAUGGCGGAAGGAAGGCACAUUACUAUAACGAAAUUUCAUGUGCUAUAUCUGUUGGAAUAUUGUUGUGUGCUCUACAGGCAGCCGGCUUAUCAUCUCUUACAACAACGCCAUUGAAUUGCGGACCAGCACUAAGAACUUUAUUAAAUCGACCAAUUAAUGAGAAAUUGUUGGUUCUCUUGCCUGUUGGCUAUUCCACAGACGAUUGCGAAGUUCCUAGUUUACAACGAAAGAGCAUUGAAGAAAUUAUGGAAGUUUAUUAA
Chironomus riparius is the source of this 864-nucleotide messenger RNA. NCBI's taxonomy places the organism in Eukaryota, Metazoa, Arthropoda, Insecta, Diptera, Chironomidae. The record is from the annotation of a GenBank genome assembly.